Messenger RNA from Trifolium pratense (red clover), 3625 nucleotides. Its product is annotated as E3 ubiquitin-protein ligase UPL5-like. Lineage: Eukaryota; Viridiplantae; Streptophyta; Magnoliopsida; Fabales; Fabaceae. Gene Ontology annotation, molecular function: protein binding; ubiquitin-protein transferase activity. The record is from RefSeq and is a predicted model, not a curated record. Gene Ontology annotation, biological process: positive regulation of protein catabolic process; protein polyubiquitination; proteasome-mediated ubiquitin-dependent protein catabolic process.
AGGGAGAAGACGGUACCCAAAACCAAAACCAACACAGACAAAAACCCACACACACACACAGAAAAAAAACGCUCACUUCCAUAAAAAAAAAUCUACUCACACAAAACACGCACACUAUGUAAGUUCAUCACCGUUUCUACGAUCGUGUCGCUCCCAAUUCUGGUUCUUCUUCUUCUCUUAGUCUCAGCUAGCUCUCUUAAAACAGUUAUUAUUAUUAUUAUUAUUUAUUUAUUUUAUUUAUUAUAAUAAAGCUUUUUGUAAUAAUAAUCAAAAUCAACGGUGGUGGAAGGAGGAGGGGGAGACGGUGGUGACGAUGAUAACAUUUUUCGCCACCUAAAAAACAAAUGACUCCGAUCCAAACCCCUAUCCUUCAACAACAACUACAACAACAACUACAACAACAAUACCGUUCAUCGUCGAAACGUAAAUUAGACGAUGACGACGAAAACAACAUGUUAGAUGAUGACUUAGUCUAUGUUAGAAUGAGGAAACAAGAAACGACAAAAACAGCAGUUAAUUCAUGGAGCCGUGGCGGUGGUGGUGUUGGUAGUAAUGGUGGUGGUUUAUUGAAGAAAAAAUCAGAAAUUCAAUUUUUUAUUAGAAUGAUGCCAAAAGGAAACAGCGUUGUUAUACACGCUUAUCCAGAAGAUACUGUGAAAUCAAUUCUUGAACGGUUAGUAGAAUUGAAUAGUAUACCUAUUUUUGAACAGAGGUUGAUUUUCGGAGGUAAACAGCUUCAGUGGGAACAAACUGUUGCUCAGUGUGGUAUACAAAAAGACUCUCAUGUUGAACAUGUCGGUCGAAUGCGGAGUACAGAACAUCCUCAAGCUUGGCAAGUUGUUAAUGAUAUGGUUACUGUUGUUUAUGAUCUUUGUCGUCAAGUAGAGGUUGAUGAAGCUGCUAAAACUGUUAAGAGUCUUCUCACUAAUUACAUAAGCUUGGCUCUAACUCCUAAACCCAAACUUGAUGCUGAUUCUGCUACCAGCUAUUUCGGGAUUUUCAUGAAUUCCUCUGCCAUUUCAGUUCUUGUUACUCUCUAUAUUUCACCUUUCAAGGGUAACAAGGACACUGCUGAUUGUUGUAUUAGGCAUUUUUUGAAUUGUUGUAGGACUUCAUUGUCUAAGAUAUUUCAUACUCAGGUUGCGCGUGUAGCGUUGGAGUUUUGUAAAUUGCUUAGGAGAGGAGCAGGGACUCAUGAUCCUUUGUAUCUCUUUUGUCGUAGUAGUUUGGGGGAUUUUCUGGAGGCUGCUGAAGUUUCACUUGCUUCUUCUGAGGAUCAGAAUUUUAAAGGUUUGGUAUUGGUUCAAGAUUUGUUUCCGUUUGUUCGCGAACUUGCUGAUAGUUUGUUGAUGAAUUUGGAUUCAAGCAAUGAUUCCCCUUCACUUGCUUGUCCUUUGUUGACCAAUAUUGGGGAUUUUACUGCAUUUUUAGUCCCUGUGAGGACUGGAAUUGAGCAACAUCAGGCUCUCCGGGGUCAUGUCCCUUACCACAAGCUCGACAGGAACGGCUUGGUUAUGGAAGAGAUUGAAUACCUUCAUCUGCUGUACAAUCAGUUGUUGUGCAAAAUUGAUACAUGCCUUCACAAAAUGGAGAAGAGAUUCGUUGACAAGGAAAUGGUGCAUGAGGAAAAUUAUUUUUAUCCUGCUUGUUCUCUCUAUCUUUCCCUUUUGAAGGAGUUGCAUAAGAUUUCUAAGCUUUAUGACGGUGCUCCAGAAAAGCUCCGGAGUGUUUUGAUGCGGCAAAAGACUGUGAUGUGUCUGAUGGUCGUUAAAUAUGCAAAGAGGGCCGACGAGCAUCAGUGGAUUCUCGAGCACAAGAAUGUCACUACUUUUGAGGCUAGGAGGCAUCUGGCCAUGAUGAUAUUCCCGGAGGUAAAAGAAGACUAUGAGGAGCUACAUGAGAUGCUCAUUGACAGGUCUCAGUUGUUAACUGAAUCUUUCGAAUACAUUGCACGGGCUGAUCCCGAAUCACUUCGUGCUGGACUGUUUAUGGAAUUCAAAAACGAGGAAGCCACUGGCCCUGGUGUGCUGAGGGAAUGGUUCCUUUUGGUUUGUCAAGCAAUAUUCAAUCAGGCAAACGCCCUUUUUGUUGCCUGCCCAAACGAGCGAACAAGAUUUCUCCCCAAUUCUGCUUCCAAGGUACAUCCUCUGCAUCUUGAGUACUUUCGCUUCUGUGGUCGAGUUAUUGCAUUAGCUUUGAUGCAUAAGGUGCAAGUAGGUAUUGUUUUUGAUCGCACAUUUUUCUUGCAAUUGGCUGGAAAUCCUAUUACUUUAGAAGACAUAAGGGAUGCAGAUCCUCACCUGUAUAAAAGCUGCAAGCAGAUAUUGGACAUGGAUUCUGGUUUCAUUGAUUCAGACGCAUUAGGACUGACGUUUGUUAGAGAAGUGGAGGAAUUAGGACACAGGAAAGCAGUUGAGCUCUGUAGUGGUGGAAAAAACAUUGUUGUUACUAGUAAGAACAGGGCAAAGUAUGUUGAUCUUCUUAUAAAGGAUCGUUUUGUAAAAUCCAUAUCCGAGCAGGUGUCACACUUUUCCCAAGGUUUUGCUGAUAUUCUUUCAUGUUCAAAGCUCCAGCAGUUCUUCUUUCGAGGUUUAGAGCCUGAAGAUCUUGAUUAUAUGCUGCGUGGGAGUGAAGAUGCCAUUUCUGUCGAAGAUUGGAAAGCACACACCGAAUAUAAUGGCUACAAAGAGACAGAUAUUCAGAUAUCUUGGUUUUGGGAGAUUGUGGGGAGAAUGACAGCUGAAGAAAAGAAGGUUCUUCUUUUCUUUUGGACGUCUGUGAAAUAUUUACCAGUUGAAGGCUUCUGUGGUUUGGGUUCCCGUCUCCACAUUUACAAGUCCCAUGAACCUUGCAAUCGUCUUCCUUCAUCUCAUACAUGCUUUCACCGGCUGUGUUUCCCAGUUUAUUCGUCUAUGCCUGUCAUGGAAGCUCGUCUUAAAGUCAUUACUCAAGAACAUAUUGGCAGUAGUUUUGGUACUUGGUGAACAUACCUGCAAUCUGGAUAGAAACUCGUUUUGAUUUGACUGCACAUAGAAUUAUCAUUAUGCAGCUUUGUACAGACUAUAGGAGCAUCCCAUCUGUUGUCCUAUAAUUGGAUACUUUGAGAAUGUUGUCAAAGUUCUGUUUUGGAAAGUAGUCAAGGGAUGUAAUUUUAUUGAUCUUGGUCAAAUGUUUAUAUGGAUAAAUUAUUAAUAAUACAGGAUUUGAAGGAAAAAAAUUUUGAUCUCUAUGUGAUAUUUUAGUUAAUAUCUGCUGGUUCGUUAUCGAGAGUAUGUUAGUAACACUCGAACACUCUUUUUCAAACACCUGUGUAGGUUUGGCUUGAUGGUAUUUCUCAUGAAGAAGCUACGAAUUGUAGCAGCAGUCAAAUGUGCAGCCCCACCGGGAAUGCAAACACAGUCUGUCAUAGUGGAUGUUUCUCAUUAAAUUUUGACUUAAUUCAUUCUCUCUCAUGCAGCAACUCUACUCCCUAUACUCAAUUACAGUAUAAUUUUAACUUCUACCAAUUAUCAUUCUUGUUUUUGUCCCUUCCCUUGAGAAGAGAUAAACCAAAUUCAAGUCAAGUUCAUUUAAUAUUGUAAUAUUUGUUGUGUAAUUUUGUUAUUAUCUCUUGUAGUUGUUUAGC